CAUGCGCUAAAAGGUGGAAGCAAACAGCGAAUAACGUCACCUUAGCCAAGUAUCGCGCGACAUCAAGUACCCCCGCGAAUUGAGUUCUCCUCCAGCGUAUGUAAGCGUAUGUCAGCCGCCAUCUUGUAACGCGGCGAGGGAGAAGAGCAGCAGAUAUGGCGGACUACAGCAAUGUGGCUCCCCCGUCCUCCGGUGGUGGUAUGAAUGAUGCUUUUAAAGACGCUCUUCAGAGAGCACGACAGAUCGCAGCGAAAAUAGGCGGCGAUGGCGUUGCAGCACCAUCAGCGGGCGAAUUCGGCUACGGAGGCCAGAAAAGGCCUCUGGAGGACGCUGGUGGGUAUUUUCCCAUGCCUAACCUGAAUAUCGACCAACCAGAGACGAAGAAAGUGGCAACCAAUGAUGCUUUUUCUGCCAUGGGAGGAAUGGGCGGCCCCUCGAGGUCGGCAUCGGAAGAAUACAAAGUUCCUGAUGGAAUGGUUGGAUUCAUUAUCGGAAGAGGUGGCGAACAAAUAUCACGUCUGCAGCAAGAGUCUGGGUGCAAAAUACAGAUUGCUCCUGACAGUGGAGGCAUGCCUGAUAGGUCAGUGACAUUGACAGGGCCACCAGAAUCCAUCAUGACGGCAAAGCGGUUGCUCCAGGAGAUUGUUGAGAAGGGGCGACCAGCCCCAGCGUUCCAUCACAGCGAUGGCCCAGGCAUGACCGUUCAGGAGAUUAUGGUCCCUGCCUCAAAAGCUGGCUUGGUCAUUGGGAAGGGAGGCGAGACAAUCAAGAGCCUUCAGGAAAGGGCGGGAGUGAAGAUGGUCAUGAUCCAAGAUGGCCCCCAAAACACAGGCGCAGACAAACCUCUCCGCAUUUCAGGAGAGCCAUUUAAAGUUCAGCAAGCUAAAGAGAUGGUAUUGGAGCUGAUCAGGGAACAGGGCUUCAGAGAGCAGAGGGGCGAGUACGGCUCCAGGAUCGGAGGGGACAGCUUAGAUGUAAGUUUCUUUCUUUCUGAAGGGAUGGGUAUUAUCCAGCAGCAUUCUCAGUGUGUUCUUUCUCUGCCUCCCAAGGUUCCUGUUCCCCGGUUUGCGGUUGGAAUUGUCAUUGGCAGAAAUGGGGAGAUGAUCAAGAAAAUACAGAGCGACACAGGUGUCAGGAUCCAGUUUAAACCAGAUGAUGGCAGUGCACCAGACAGGAUAGCACAGAUCAUGGGUCCUCCUGACCAGGCUCAGCACGCAGCGGAAAUCAUUACGGACCUGCUGAGGAGUGUCCAGACUGGAGGUCCUCCUGGUCACGGUGGUGGAAGAGGCCGAGGACGUGGGCAAGGCAAUUGGAACAUGGGUCCCCCUGGUGGUCUGCAGGAGUUUACCUUCACUGUUCCAACCAUGAAGACUGGCCUCAUCAUUGGAAAAGGUGGUGAGACCAUUAAAUGCAUAAGCCAACAGUCAGGAGCCAGGAUUGAGCUGCAGAGGAACCCUCCACCAAACUCAGACCCCAACGUCAAAAUGUUCACCGUCAGAGGCUCCCCCCAACAGAUUGACUACGCCAGACAGCUGGUGGAGGAGAAAAUUGGGGGACCUGUUACUCCAAUGGGUGGCCCACAUGGUCCUCCUGGUCCACAUGGCGGCCCAGGCCCACAUGGUCCUCCUGGACCACCAGGACCUCCUGGAGCUCCCAUGGGUCCUUACAACCCUGGACCUUACAACCAGGGACCCCCAGGGCCGCACGGUCCCCCAGCACCAUACCAGCCUCAGGGGUGGGGCAAUGGCUACCCCCACUGGCAACAGGGACAGCCUGACCCAAGUUCAGACAAAGCAGCAGCUGAUGCAAAUGCUGCCGCGUGGGCAGCCUACUACGCCCAGUAUGGUCAACAACCUCAGGCUCCAAUGACCCCCACCAGCGGAGCACCAGGCACGAAUCAGUCCAAUGGUCAAGGUGACCCACAGGCUGCAGGUCAGAGUGGACAGGCAGAUUACACCAAGGCCUGGGAGGAUUAUUACAAGAAAAUGGGUCAACAGAGUCAACAACCUCAGGACUACACUAAGGCAUGGGAGGAGUACUAUAAGAAACAAGGUCAAGCUGCUCCUCAGGCGGCGGCCCCAGCAGCUGCGGCCCCAGCCACCCAGGCCGGCGGCCAACCCGACUACAGUGCUGCCUGGGCCGAGUACUACAGGCAACAGGCGGCGUACUACGGCACAGGCAACCCUCAGACCAUGGGCGCGGCACCACAGGCCCCUCAGGUACGCCCCCUCCUCCUAGAUUAGACAUGUGCAUGGAAUGGUCCGUGAUUGCCUCCUAACAUCCUUGCCCCUGCAGGCUAUUACAGGGUUCCAGUGAGUUCAGCUGCAACAUGGCACUUUUUAACCCAAACCUUCCUUCCUAAACAGGACAUGAGUCCAGUGUUUCCACUGUUAACAUGCAAUGUAUCUUCUAUGUAUUUCUCCUGCACAGGGCCAGUAAUGUGAAGUGGACAUAAAGUAAAUGCUUCAUUGUCGAAACAAAUCCUUUUGUUAAAUGUUUGGAUGCAGACGCCUUGAUGAAGAUCUUAAAUUUCCUUGGUUUGAAAGUGUUUGACAUAGAUGGCAGAUUACCGGCGAGCACGUCCUCCACAUUUGUUUUCUUUUUCUCUUGUAAAAGCUUUGUUUUUAGUGAGGUAACUCUUCAUGUGGUCAUUCCAGCCCUGUAUCUACAUUCAGUGUGGUUAGAAGUCAUGUUUAUUCUUAAACUGUAGACAUUACCAUGUAAAUCAUCUCAGUUUUAAAAAUGCUAUUGCCUGUUGUGUUUUUGCAAUAAAACAAACUGAAACCUCCUGUGUGGGUAAGUGGGGAUCACCAUAGACAAAGGGGGGCAUGUUUGUCGUCUUUGAGAGGGGGCGUUACAAAAGCUAGCAGGGCCAUGUGUGGGUUUUCAAUCUGGUUGACACAAAGUGAUACUGUCCUGUUUCUCUCCAACUGUCUAUAAGACACUCCAUGUGGUUUUUGUUGACUCUUGAACCUUCCAUGCUUUGACUUGAAUCUGUAGCCAGACGUCAGAACAGGAAGUGAUCCAUGUUACAUGAACUGUGGCGCGGUGGCACUCUUUGUUGACAUGGUGGCACUAGUAUGUUUUGCCUUGAUAUAGACACUUCCUCCUCCACAGGCAAGUGUAGACGAGCGGUAAGCAAGUAUUUUUGUACUGUAUUUGUUGCUCAGAGGAUAAACGUGUGUUGCCUGUUUUAGUGUCCCUAUUUUUGUGUGUGUUUUUCCUGCAGGACAGUCAGGUAAAUUUGCCCCUGUAUAUGACAUUGAUGCAUUUAAACUUUCUGACUGUAAACUAAUGUACGUUUUUUUAAACAUGUUUUUUAUGAUAAAAAAAAACCCAUUGCAAAAACCAAAUGAUUUUUGCUGUGCCACUUGUUGGUCUCUAUCCAAUAUGAGCUAUGAGAUUUGUAGGCUCGCAGUCUUCAUCCAAGUUGAGCCCUGCCGUCCUGUAAGUACAAAAUUGAGCCUUGUGAUGCUUGCAAAGUAUAUCAAUAUAUACAUUCUUUUGUCAAAUCCUGCCAUGUUCCCUUUUUUCGGGUAAGUAUCCAAUGUUCUGCAACGCGGCGUAAGACUAUUGACAAAUGAUUGAGACGUUGAAUUGUUGAAUAUCGUGUCGGACAUUUUGUUAGGGGUAGCCAGUUGUUGACUUGACUGUCCUCUUUAAAUGCCCCUUCCCCAUCUUGCUUUUGCAUCAUAGAUGUUAAUCAGAAAGCAAAGAGAUGUUAGUGUAGCAUGCUUAGCCUUCUCUUUGCUAAUGUUCUAUUUGAGCAUGUGAUGAUGGUCGUGGACUUGUCCAGUACUACUGACGAAUGAACAUUGAUUUAUGACAAAUUUUGAAUGAAUGAAUGAAUGACUAGAUCAGAAAAUACAAAUCCUUUUGACUGCAAACAGUGCAAUCCAUAUAUAAAUAUAUAUACACACGCAUAUAUAUCUGAUCUUUGCAGUGUCCCCCUUCCUCAGACCUUGCACCUUAGGUUCUGCUGCAGUAACCCAGGUAAGCAAAGCCUAAGGCGUCAAUAGUGUUUAAAUUGAUCUGUGCAAAGAACUGCUUAGCUGCAAGACUUGUACGACUUUCUAUGACUUUGUGGACUUGACUCGAGUACAAACGUAUUGGCUAUGAGGAAAUGUCACUGUAGUCUGUAUUGUCCCACCCCCACCCCC
This is a messenger RNA of Doryrhamphus excisus (bluestripe pipefish), 4160 nucleotides long. Lineage: Eukaryota; Metazoa; Chordata; Actinopteri; Syngnathiformes; Syngnathidae. The record is from RefSeq and is a predicted model, not a curated record.